Molecule: messenger RNA, 1879 nt
Organism: Limulus polyphemus (Atlantic horseshoe crab)
Lineage: Eukaryota; Metazoa; Arthropoda; Merostomata; Xiphosura; Limulidae
Exons: 10
Coding region: 1-1215 (404 amino acids)
Source: RefSeq, a predicted model, not a curated record
AUGGAUAACAAAGGAAUUUGGACCAAACUUGGAUCCCCAGGACCAUCCAGAAAGAGACCUGAAUGUCUGUCUAAGGUACGCGGAACAGGGCAAACUCUAAAUAAUCGAGUAUAUGAACACAGAAAAGAACUUAAGAACUUACAUCAGAUUCAGUUAAAUAGUUUUCGACUAACAGAACAUAAAACCGAUUAUUUUCAUAACACGGAUUCGACGGAAGAAAUUAACCCCGAAUCUGUUCUGUACUUGGAUAAGCUAAAGAGUUACCCAGGCUGCCAACCGGAAGUCAAGAACGGUCGAGCUGUGUUCAGACUUCCUUUAGAUAAUUUCUACGCUUGUGGCACAGUCAGGGUGCUGAACAAAUUAACAGGACAAAAGAUUUUCUACCACAGAGUUAUUGUGGAGCAUCCAUUAGAACCAAAAGAGGUGAUUUUAGCCAAGUGUGUUCUUCCUGCUGAGAAGCAUACAGUUCUAGCUCAGAACCGGACAAGAAGAAACAUACUGCCCCCUAACUUCAUAGAGCCUGACUAUGUCAACAUCACUCGGUACAUAGAACAGAGGGCUCCAGUGCCGUAUCUCAGUUUAUUUCUAAAACAAAAUGGAAGAGUUCUGGAUACAACGUAUAAUGUUCAACCUGGAACACCGUUAGAAAUGGUUAUCUUCUUAGAUGACAAAAGUGCUGGAGUCUAUGGACUACUUGCCAGUUACCUGAAAGUAACAGAUAAUUCUCCUCGAAAUGAAGAGGUCAUCAUUAUGAAUGGCUGCUCAAUAGAUCCGUACAUAUUCGGAAAUUUCCAGACUCGUGAUGGUGACACUCUCACCGCUAGGUUUAAAGCCUUCAAGUUUCCACAGUCUAAUUAUGUGCUUUUUGUGGGAACCGUGAAUGUUUGCAUUGACAAGUGCCAGGGAGUGCCAUGUGGCGAUGACCAGUAUGGAUAUGGCAGAAAACGACGCAGCAUUCCAGCGAAACUCCCAGAUGAUCCAAAUAAGGUUUUUGAAGUAGAGAUGUCAACUUUCUUAAAAAUUGAAUAUGAAGAGGAUCACUUCAAACUUAAUCAAGGAAAUCUCGCAGGAAACUAUGAUGAAGACGCUUCAAGCUUAACUAAAACAAACUACCUACCCUAUACCGAGGACAAAACAGGAGGUGCUGCCACCAUUUGGCCACAAUUAGUUCUUGUUCAACUUGUUUUAUUUGUGGCUAGUAGUUUCGUUUGCUAAAGCCCACGUUGUCCAUAUUUCUACUCCAUGAAGAAAUAUUCAAAUCAUGGAAAAUAUCAAUACAAGAAAGGGACAAUGGUUCAAGAAAUGUUUCCUCUUCUACAUAUAAGGUGUCUCAUCGGCUUUACUCCUGUCUAUCCUACAAGAGAGAAAUAUUAACUUUAAACAUUUAUUAAAGAAAAGGUGCCAGUCACCUAAAUUUUUAUUUUGUUUAUUUGACUUUCUAAUAGAAACUGCACUUAAGCCACUGCUGAACGUAAAAAAAUCUUUUGACACAUCUUGUCAAAAGAUUUUGUGGACGUCAACAUCUUCUGGCUUUUGUAAAUCUAAAAAAUUGGUUUAGAAAAUGGUAUUUUUAAAUGUGAAUGUGUGUGUUACAUCCAUUGGAAAUUAUACAAUGAUGCCUACAGUUUGAUUGGCUUUGUCUUUUCUAGUUUUUGUUAAGAUUAAAAAAUUAUUUUUAGCAGCAUUAAUGACCCGUCCAUGAAAUAGCUAUGUAUAAAUAUCUAAACUUAUGAAGUAAUGUUUAACAUGUAUAUUUGAUGCUUACUUAAGCACCGUAUAUCAUGUUUUCUUAGGAGUUCUUCUGUAUUUUUGUACUUAUCAUUACAAUGAAAUUAUAUGUAUGAAUUACGCUGAUACGAGCCAUAAACAGUACAUUAUA